UCAGUUUCCUUCAAUUUGCUUUAGCUCGUUUUCACGCAUUCAAUUUGCCUCAGCCUCGUUUUCACGCACAGCGAUACAAGGAAAAUGAGUUCAUCGAGCAACACCAGGAACCCUCUUGGAGAACAAAACUUCCUUCUGAGAAAGCCUAAUUGGGAAAAUUUGGAUAGGUUUAUACCCAAUCGGGCGGCACUGGACCUUGAUUACGCGCAUUACAUGGUCAGAGGAGGGAGAAAGGGAAUCGAGAACCCGGAGGCUGCAAGCACUCCAUACCAGAAGCUACUGACUGAGACCUUCAACAUGAACCGAGCACGAAUCUUCACAUUCAAGAACAAGCCCCCCACCCCAGUUGAAGCCAUUCCGAGGAGAUUGCUUUCACCCCCUCUUCAUAAGGCCAAAUCUACCAAGCCCUCUCGACGGGUUCCUCAGGGUCCAGAGAGAACAAUGGACGCUCCCGGUAUUGUAGAUAAUUUCUACUCGAAUUUACUAGACUGGAGCAGCAGCAACAUUCUUGCAAUUGCUCUUGGAAACUCAGUGUACCUAUGGAAUCCUUCUGACCAUUCCAUCGUAAAACUCGUCACAAUUGAUGAUGAAGAUGGUCCCGUUACAAGCAUCAGCUGGGCUCUUGAUGGGCAACAUAUUGCCGUCGGCUUGGACAAUUCCUGGGUCCAGUUAUGGGACUCUGUCUCUGUUAGACUGAUAAGAACAUUGACAGGUGGUCACCAUGGAAGAGUAGGUUCACUGGCCUGGAACAAACGCAUUCUUACUACAGGAGGAAUGGAUGGUAGAAUUAUCAACAACGAUGUAAGAGUGAGAUCCCACAUUGUUGGAACCUACAAGGGUCACGAGGCCGAGAUCUGUGGAUUAAAAUGGUCACCCUCAGGCCAGCAUUUAGCUAGUGGAGGGAACGAUAAUGUUCUCUUCAUAUGGGACAGGUCAACAGCCUCUUCCAAUUCACCAAGACAGUGGCUUCAAAGGCUUGAAGACCACACUGCAGCAGUCAAGGCCCUUGCUUGGUGUCCAUUUCAAGAGAAUUUGUUGGCCUCUGGUGGUGGUGAACUUGACCGGUGCAUUAAGUUAUGGAACACACAAACAGGCUCGUGCUUGAGAUCGGUUGACACUGGCUCGCAGGUGUGUGGUCUUUUGUGGAACAAUUAUGAGCGUGAAUUGCUUAGUUGUCAUGGUUUUAGCAAGAAUGAGCUUAUCCUUUGGAAGUACCCGUCAAUGGUGAGGAUGGCAGAGCUCACUGGCCAUACCUCCAGAGUUCUCUUCAUGACUCAGAGCCCAGAUGGAUGCACUGUGGCCACUGCAGCCGCGGAUGAGACAGUUCGAACUUGGAAUGUGUUUGGGAUUCCGGGAGUUUCAAAACCUGCACGAAAAGAAAAUCCGUUGCCAUUUGCUCAUUUAUACACCAUUCGUUGAAGAUCAUGUAAAUGCUGGAGAGAAUUUUAUCUGUUUUUUCUGGGAUGCCAAACGAAACAGAUAGGUGUAUAUGGUGUACAUUGUUUACAAGAAAAAAAGCAGAUAAGUGUAUAUGGAGAGAAUUCAUACAAUUUGUAUGAAUAUAUAAUGUAUAUGGUUACACGAAGAGGGAAAAAAAAAGCAGUUUUGAUUUAAA
Messenger RNA from Prunus avium (sweet cherry), 1615 nucleotides. RefSeq names its product cell division cycle 20.1, cofactor of APC complex-like. NCBI's taxonomy places the organism in Eukaryota, Viridiplantae, Streptophyta, Magnoliopsida, Rosales, Rosaceae. Gene Ontology annotation, molecular function: protein binding; anaphase-promoting complex binding; ubiquitin ligase activator activity. The record is from RefSeq and is a predicted model, not a curated record. Gene Ontology annotation, cellular component: anaphase-promoting complex. Gene Ontology annotation, biological process: anaphase-promoting complex-dependent catabolic process; positive regulation of ubiquitin protein ligase activity; positive regulation of anaphase-promoting complex-dependent catabolic process.